This is a messenger RNA of Synchiropus splendidus (mandarinfish), 6193 nucleotides long. It is a transcript of the gene dnajc21, whose product is annotated as DnaJ heat shock protein family (Hsp40) member C21. The record is from RefSeq and is a predicted model, not a curated record. Gene Ontology annotation, molecular function: zinc ion binding; nucleic acid binding. The coding region runs from base 2449 to 4086 and encodes 545 amino acids. The transcript is spliced from 12 exons. NCBI's taxonomy places the organism in Eukaryota, Metazoa, Chordata, Actinopteri, Syngnathiformes, Callionymidae. Gene Ontology annotation, cellular component: cytoplasm.
CGAUCCCAGUUAAACUCUGUAAAUGUAAGAGUUCAAAAAACAAAAGAUGUGUGAAUAAGUAAAUAUUUAAUGCGUGUAUUUUAUUUUAUUGUAUCAAUGUAUUAAUGCAACACAUUUUUCCCAUGCAAUUUUGGAUACAAAAAUGGUUACCUGGUAAUUUCUGAACCAUAUCCUAUCGUCUGCUAUUGUGAAUGUGAAGACAUGGUCGACAAAUGGCUGACUCUUUGGGUGAUAACGUGGUGUUGAAAAAGUCUGAAAAUGGGAAACAAAUGUUCAUAAAUAUAAGGUGCAAAACGGUAAUUAUUUCAUACAAUUCCAACACAAACCUGGAUGAAGAGUUCCUUCAGUAAGGCGUAGUGGGGCUCUGCAUCAAAUUUCUGUAGAGUGUAACAAGUCAAAAUGGCAGCAGGUGUACGAGAAGCAUAGAUGGAAUCAUAAAGUGCAUGGCUGUAUUGGCUACAUCACGAAUAGUAUAAUAUAACAAAUGCGUCUGCUAAGAUAAAGAUUAACAUGCUUUCUAUUAAUACAGACGAUAUGCUGACAAAGUUGUUUUCUAGUUCAGAAUGUUAGGUCAACUUCUUGUGGCGAGUGAUCUUAACCUCAGUCAAUUGAUGUUCACAAUGCAGAAACACCUGACUGAGGUAUGCACUGCAGAAGAGGAGUGAAAUAUCGCCCAAUAUUUACACUUGAAUGUUGUGUUAUCUGUCUUUGAUGAGUGGUUCUGUUACACGCAUUCCUCUCUAGACAUCAAUCUUCCCCACAAAAAAAUUAAAAAUUCACAGCUUUCUUGAUAAACUAAUUCCCGAAUUAAGUUCGAUUGAAUUGCUAUAAUAAGUUGAAUCCAAAAUGCAAGCAGACAGCCUCUAAUCUCACUCUAAACAUCACUAAUUUUGAUUAAACAAUGUUUCAGUGGCCAGUACAUGAACAGCAGUUCUCACCGGGUCAAAUGACAACAGUGGUCUGGAUCCCUUCAGGCAGUUCCCUGUCAUCUUGAGCUCUGCCAGUGUGUGAACUGAGUGAAAUGCAACAUGUAAACCUCGGAACAAAAAAACGCGUCCUUUCUUAAAUGCUCAUGGAAAUGUGCCACUUACUGUUUUGAACCAGGAAUUUUGCUGAGGGUCCCCGAGGACUGUUUGAAAUCCUGCGUUGCGAAAAAUGAAAAACGACUCAAUCACACACGAAUGGCAUUGCUUCCAAUGAGCAUCUUAUACUGACCACAUGUACAAGUCCUGCUUCUUCUUGGCUUCGAAAAAGAUGCAUUUGUUGCAGUUCUUUAUCUCACACACCUGAAAUCACGAAAAAUAAGAACAGAUUGUAAAGCAUAAGUACCGAAAUGCCAAGCGAAUCACGAUAAAUUCUUGCAAGUCUUCGUUGAGAACAUGACUACAUUGACGACUUCCAUGCAGGGGACUGACCUCGUUGAUAACAAACAGCUUGUCUUUUCGGUCCAUUUUUGUAUCUGAAGGCAAAGAAACGAUAGUCAUACCAGAUCACAUAUUGUGGUGUUGUCGGAGGUUUUGUUUCAUGCUAACCUGAUUUAGCAUGGGGCAUCAUGGUCCUGAGGUCCUGCAUCAAGUGUCUCGUUCUGAAGUCAAUGCCUCUUGAGGAAAAAAUAAGAACUCUUUCCUUGUUGACCCAUUUCCCCUGUAAUAGCAACGAGUACAGUCACUUCAAAACACUGUCAAUAACAUUUUGACAAGUUUAGCUGACAUGGAAUGCGGCAUUAAUGUUGUGUAUCUAAGAGACCGACAGCAACAGCCAUACGACAACCAACUCAAUAUCCCACCAUUGAAACCGGAGCGGGAACUGUGACUUCAUUCUUGAUCUCCAACUCUGUGUCGAUCGGAGUCUUGUCACUUCCAUCGGCGAAUUUUACUUUCUUUGCGUUUUUCACGACAGCGUGUUUUCCUCCACGUUUUCUCUUGAGCGUAGACAUGUUUUCCACUGUACAGCAGGAAGUGGAAACUCAAACACUUAGUGCCGCAGCGACCCCUGUUGAAAGGAGGUAAUACUGCGAAUGGUCCCUAAACAUGAUCAAACCUUAUCUGUAGAUGUUAAUAUACCGGAUAGAAUGUUUUAUACUGCAAAUUAUUAGGAAUUAUAGUGGUAAGGAUCUUCACGUAUGACUUAAUAAUUACGAAACUAAACUUUCGACACCGUUCGUAGAAAGUGUCGCGAGAUUAAACGAGAUCCGCUCUAAGGACGUGUAUGUCGACGCAGGGCAGUUAUUAAAUUUCUCUCGGUUUUAAAACGUAUUAUCAAUUACGCUUAAUAUGCUUACCGAGUCGUAAAGUGACUUUUCUUUGAAGUUAUAUAUUGCCGUGGUGACGGCGUCUCACCGGCGCUAGCAUGUUGUGGCUAGCUCCUCGCUAACUGGGCAACAACGUGAUGGAAGCACUGGACUGACCAUUCUUCGCUGUAUGUUUUGAGUUGUGUCGGUAUUUCAAGAUGAAAUGCCACUAUGAAGUGCUGGGUGUAAAGCGAGACGCCGGAGAUGAUGAUCUGAAAAAGGCGUACCGUAAACUCGCACUUAAAUGGCAUCCAGAUAAGAACUUGGAUAAUGCAGAAGACGCAGCAGAACAAUUCAAGUUGAUUCAGGCAGCUUAUGAUGUUCUCAGUGAUCCACAGGAGAGAGCUUGGUAUGACAAUCACAGGGAUGCUCUGCUGAAAGGAGGUUUAAGCGGUGACUAUGAGGAUGAUAGUAUCGACCUGCUGCAGUACUUCACUGUCACCUGCUAUUCUGGUUAUGGUGAUGAUGAAAAGAGCUUUUACACCGUCUACAGGAAUCUGUUCGAAUCCAUAGUGAAAGAGGAGAUGGAGAACAGCAAAGUGGACGAGGAAGAUGAUGAAGAGUUUCCACCAUUUGGAGAUUCUCAGAGUGACUAUGACACGGUGGUUCACAUGUUUUAUGGCUACUGGCAGAGCUUCUGCACACGGAAAAACUUUGCCUGGAAGGAGGAGUAUGAUACCAGGCAAGCGUCCAACCGCUGGGAGAAAAGAGCGAUGGAGAAGGAGAACAAGAAGACCAGGGAAAAGGGCAGGAAAGAGCGGAACGAGCUUGUCCGUCAGCUGGUCGCAUUUGUUCGCAAACGGGACCGGAGAGUCCAGGCCCACAGAAAGCUGGUGGAGGAGCAGAAUGCGGAGAAGAUCAAGAAGAUGGAGGAAUUGAGGAGGAAGCAAAAGCUCAGCCAAGCAAAACUUGCCGAGGAGUACAAGGAGCAGAGCUGGGUGGACAUGUCUGAACUGGAGAAGGGGCUGCAGCAGAUGGAGGCCGAGUAUGGAGAGACAUUUGGAGAUGCGUCAGAGAGUGAAGAGGACGAGUUGGACAUGGACACUUUGGAAAAUGGCGAGGGAUGGGACGCUGCACAGAUUGGUAUAGAUGAUCUGGAAAUUGAAGACUUUGAUGACAUGUACUGCCCAGCGUGUGACAAGUCCUUUAAAUCUGACAAGGCCAUGAAGAACCACGAGAAGUCCAAAAAGCAUCGUGAAAUGGUCGCUCUGCUUCGACAGAGACUAGAGGAAGAGGAGGAGUCACUUGGGCUGAAUCAGGAGACUCGGGAAAUAGAAGGGGAGAAUGGAGAGAAGAAAUAUGGUGAUGAUGAUGAUGAUGAAGAAGAAGAAGAAGAAGAAGAAGAAGAUGAGGAGGAGGCUAAACCAAGACAGAAGCUGUCGAAGAAGCAGAAGAAGAAAAAGAAACAACAGAGAGUUGUAAAUGAGAGUGCUCCAGAGGAGGAAGAGAAGGAGCCAGCUGUGGUCCAGAGUACAGACGAUAUACCUAAAGAGUCAGCGGAUCCACCGGAGCCAGAACAGCAAGAAGAUCUUCCCACACAGGCCAACAGCAGCUCUGGGAAGAUGAAAGGAAAGAAGGGAGGAGGAAAAGAGAAAGUGAAGAAUGCCAAGUCGAUCAAGCGGGAUGAGCCAGAUGUCCAGAAAGAAGUGAUACUCCGCUGUGUGACCUGCAGCCAUGAGUUCCCCACCAGGAACAAGUUGUUUGACCACCUGAAGGCCAGUGGUCAUGCAUCUGCCUUGUCCUCUGCCCCGGGCUCCAUGAGCAAAACCAAGAAAGACAAAAGGAAAAUCAGAUGAUGAUGCAUGAACGUAAAAGCUUUUUUUUUUUUUUUUUCACGUGUGUUGAAGUGGCUGCUGCUGGCGUGACCUCAUGUUGACAAUAGGUGUAUGCGACUUUCAAUUGUUAUUGAACAAUGAAUAGCCACUUUACCAGCUGGCUCUGGAUUGAGUCUGACGGUGAAAUCUGUUGGUCGAGUUUUACAAUCAAAUGUUAAUGUUAUGUUGGCUAGUUUUCACCUGCUUGACUUCCUAUGGAAAGAAAUGUGCUGCUAGAAUUUCCUGUUUACCGCCCUCUUCUGGUGAACAGUCACUCAGCCAUUUCUAGUUUAUCAAAUAUGGUAUGAGUAGUUCGUUUACAUCGAUCCUAAUGCACCAGUUGUGCAUUCCUGGUCUAUCCAAAGAUGGAUCACUGUCACACUCAUUAUAUAGCAAUUUAGGCAACAUGUCUUCAGGAUUUCCCAGCUUUUCAGUUUCCUCCUCCUUCACCUCGAACACCAUCCCAAGUUAAAAGACUCCCAUGAGCCUUGUCUUCAUCUCAGCAUCUACAGGUAUACUGCAACAAGAGCAUGAGGCUUUGCUUGCAGUCACACAGGGAGCCAUUGUCUCAGGUGGAAAAGCUGAAUUGGACUAAUAACUUCAGUCCAAAACCUGCGUGGAAUGAAAUAUUACUUCAGAGUACUGCACCUCCUGUACUAUGAUACACAUUACUACCACUCAGGAUCCAUGCUCUUUUCUCUAAGUCUUUAGAUGGUGAAACCAACUCUCACCAACUUGCUGUGUGUGGCAGUCCAUUUGGCUGAAUGUUCUACACUACAUCCAAGUGAUGGCACUCCAACUGAAUUUCAAUAUUCGAGUGCCAGCGGCUAUUUAUGGAAUCGCAGGAGCUGCCAGCAAAGAGCAAUUAUUCAUGGAAUUAGAUUCACAUGUCACAUUUAGUGAUCAGGUGAUUUAAGUCAGGUGUAACUUAAUAAAUGCUUCCCAUCAAUGAAAGCUUGAUUCAGUGUGGACAUUUGUUUUCAUACAUGUAUGCAGGGGGAAACAUGUUGGUCUGUGAUGAAACAACACUGCUUUCUUAACUUGUUUUUAGGGCCAUUACUGGCAAACUUGCAGACUGAAGGGGUUGUGUUUAUCAGUUAGCAGUAUGUCAUUUAAAAUGCGACACAAAAAAGAUCCAGGAGAGACUAUGGUUCAUCACAUUUAUUUAACCAAAAAUGUGUCAUUUAUGAAGAGCUGGAGGCACCAACUGCUGCACGCUUGGGUUUGGGGGCAGUGCCUUCCCGGAAGCCAUUUCUGGAAAAAAAAAACAAAACAACCAAUGUAAUAACCGUAACAAGUGGUCAAAGUUGAUGUUUGUGUAGCCAUUUAUGAAUGAAGGAAUCUAUUUUACACCUGAUCUGUGUCCAUUUAAUGACAAUUGACUAUGGAAAGUGGUAUCAGACUGUUGAUGACCUCAGAGAAAACAGUAAUAUCACUGUGAUUUCAUUUGUUCAGACAUUUAUUUUCACCCAUCAUCGGCCAGCAGUCUUUACCGGGUCGGACAACAGUCUAAAAUGUUGCUGCGGUCAAGUUAUUCUUCUUUGUAUCACAACAUCACUCAAGAUAGCAACACCUUUUUCUGCACUUUGAAAAAGCCAGCCUUUGCUGCUACUGUAACAGUUCAGCUGAGAGCUAUGUUUAGAUCACACCAGGUAAAAAAUAAAUAAAAAAAAAAAAACUUAUUUCACUGACAAACCGUAACUGGGACGUAGGCUGAACGCAGGAUGCUUAGCCAAUGAAGGUUAAAAAUAUAACCAGCGCAACAUCUUCAACAAUGAAGUGGGCAUUAAGACAUUCUUACCUGAAUCGACGGUAGACAACCUUCAUGUGUCUGAGACGGCCGGUACCAGUGGUAUUCCUCCUCUUUGCCUUGGCACUCCAGUUAUCUGAAAACAACAUAAAAAUGGUUGAAUCCUUCCAGGCUGUACCUUCAAUUUACCCAUGAAUGAAUGUUAAGCAAACCUUUAGAGAAGUAAGCACAAAACAUCUUCUGUUCAACAAGAUUACAUUAUAUUCAAGUAAGGCUUUCGGUACGUGACAGAAGAGAUGCAACUGACUGCUGCUGACCUCAGAGGAAACACUGAUAUCA